Messenger RNA from Alosa sapidissima (American shad), 3332 nucleotides. RefSeq names its product granulin a (gene grna). The record is from RefSeq and is a predicted model, not a curated record. NCBI's taxonomy places the organism in Eukaryota, Metazoa, Chordata, Actinopteri, Clupeiformes, Clupeidae. The coding region runs from base 140 to 2872 and encodes 910 amino acids. The transcript is spliced from 17 exons. Gene Ontology annotation, cellular component: extracellular region.
CCGAGCCUAUUGGAUAGGCUCAGGAAGCGCUCCUCGCUGCUCGCCAUGAUCAGUGGGCGCGUUUAAUGACAAAAAUUGAAAUUAAAUCAAGAGUGGUUGCACACGUUGGGAGUGUUCCGUACGCUGCUAUACAGUGAAGAUGUUCAAGGAGGCUGUGGUCUUGCUAGCCAUACAGGCCCUGCUGGUCUCUAGUGACUCUGUGUGCCCUGACAGAGAUGUGUGUGAGAAUGAACACACUUGCUGCCAAGGUCCCACCGGAGAGUACAGCUGUUGUCCUCAUCACCAAGGUGAGUGCUGUGAUGAUCACUUAUUCUGCUGCCCUGAACACACUAUCUGCCUUAUGGAGGAGGAGCACCCAAGAUGUGUCAACGAUACCAUCUCACUACCAAGGACAGCGAGGAUUGCAAGCCGACAGUCCAGCCUCUUAAAAUCUCUGCGGGUGAUCUCUGCCUCUCCUGAAAUAAAGGAUGCUGUGGUGUGUCCAGACAAGAGUUUCUGUCCCGCAGAGUUCUCCUGUGUUAAGCUGCCCAUCACCUUUGGAUGCUGUCCCAUAACACAGGGCAUUGUGUGUGCAGAUGGAAAACACUGUUGUCCUGAGGGUCUUGAGUGUAGUUCUGAUGGAAAAUCCUGCGUUCAACCACAAGAGCCUGUGGUGGCUGUGAUAUGCGGGGAUGGCAAGUCUGAGUGCCCACAGGGGACUUCCUGUAGCCAGUCCUCGGAUGGACUCUGGGGAUGUUGCCCCUUCCCCCGGGCGGUUUACUGUGAUGAUGAUGAACACUGUUGUCCCAAGGACAGCACCUGUGAUGUCAAGAACUCUAAAUGCAUAUCCUCCACCAAUCAGCAUAUGCCAAUGUGGGCCAAAUUUCCUGCCCGCUUGAGAGCUGACUGGGAGGACCAUGAUGCAGUCACUCCAGAGACAUCAAGCCAGCCAGAGGCUGCAAUGGCUAGAGAAGUUCCCUGUGAUGACAAAGUGGCCUGUGAAGAUGGCAACACUUGUUGUAAGACUACAGCAGGUGACUGGGCCUGCUGUCCUCUUCCGAAGGCUGUCUGCUGCGAUGACCACAUUCACUGCUGUCCAGAGGGGACGACCUGUGACACCGCGGGAGGAUCCUGCCUCAGUGCCACCGGGGCUGUAUCCAUGCUGACGAAGCUGCCAGCCGUGGCACUGCCCCCUAAAGAAAAUGAUGUAACAUGUGACUCCACUGCUAGCUGUCCAGACGGGACCACCUGCUGCAAGAAUGAACAGGGACAGUGGGCCUGUUGCCCCCUGCCUGAGGCUGUCUGCUGCGAUGACCACAUUCACUGCUGUCCAGAGGGGACGACCUGUGACACCGCGGAAGGAUCCUGCCUCAGUGCCACCGGGGCUGUAUCCAUGCUGACGAAGCUGCCAGCCUUGGCACUGCCCCCUAAAGAAAAUGAUGUAACAUGUGACUCCACUGCUAGCUGUCCAGACGGGACCACCUGCUGCAAGAAUGAACAGGGACAGUGGGCCUGUUGCCCCCUGCCUGAGGCUGUCUGCUGCGAUGACCACAUUCACUGCUGUCCGAAGGGGACGACCUGUGACACCGCGGGAGGAUCCUGCCUCAGUGCCACCGGGGCUGUAUCCAUGCUGACGAAGCUGCCAGCCUUGGCACUGCCCCCUAAAGAAAAUGAUGUAACAUGUGACUCCACUGCUAGCUGUCCAGACGGGACCACCUGCUGCAAGAAUGAACAGGGACAGUGGGCCUGUUGCCCCCUGCCUGAGGCUGUCUGCUGCGAUGACCACAUUCACUGCUGUCCGAAGGGGACGACCUGUGACACCGCGGGAGGAUCCUGCCUCAGUGCCACCGGGGCUGUAUCCAUGCUGACAAAGCUGCCAGCCUUGGCACUGCCCCCUAAAGAAAAUGAUGUAACAUGUGACUCCACUGCUAGCUGUCCAGACGGGACCACCUGCUGCAAGAAUGAACAGGGACAGUGGGCCUGUUGCCCCCUGCCUGAGGCGGUCUGCUGCGAUGACCACAUUCACUGCUGUCCGAAGGGGACGACCUGUGACACCGCGGGAGGAUCCUGCCUCAGUGCCACCGGGGCUGUAUCCAUGCUGACGAAGCUGCCAGCUACUACUGUGCCCUCUGAGGUAAAGGAGGCACCUUUAGGAGUGAAGUGUGACUCCACAACCUCCUGUCCUGAUCACACCACCUGCUGCUUCAUGAAAAAGGAGAACAAAUGGGGCUGCUGUCCAUUUCCUAAUGCCUUAUGCUGUGAGGACGGGGAGCACUGCUGCCCAGCGGGCUACAAGUGUAACACGGACACGACCACGUGCACCAGGGGAGACACCGUCAUCCCCUGGUACAACAAGCUGCCCGCACAGGGCCCUGCCACGCCCAGUGAAGCCAUCACCACGGUGACCUGUGACUCCGACAGCAGCUGCCCCUCUGGCUCCAGCUGCUGCCAGCUCUCCAAUGGGAAAUGGGGAUGCUGCCCACUGAUUGAGGCUGUGUGCUGCUCAGACCAGGCCCACUGCUGCCCACGGGGCUACACCUGCAACCUGGAGGCUGGGUCCUGCCAGAAGUCCGUCUUGUUUCAGGCUCAGAUGCUUCCCCUGAUCAGGCUCGUGGAACAGGAACCAGAGACGCCUGACACCUUGCACGAGGACGAUCUGGGGAUCCAUUGUGAUGACCAGGUCUCUUGCCCAAUUCAGGAGACGUGCUGCAUGGCCGAAGGAGGCUGGGGCUGCUGCCCGGCUCAAAAGGCCACCUGUUGUGCUGACAAGAAGCAUUGUUGUCCAGCAGGAUACACCUGUGGCGAGGGAGGUACUUGUAUUCAGGCCACCAGGUUCUACAAAGAUAACUGGCAGGUGUUCUUCUCAAAGAAGAAAAGAGCACUUGUCUAUUGAAAGUUAUGACAUGGCUCCAUACAUUACACACACAUACAGUUCAUUUAUACCUUAUAUCCAUUUUAAUGAUUUGGCCAGUGGGGAGUACGUGUUUGAAUGAACCCUGAGGUCACAGUGAUUUCUCAUGUCCAGAGGAUAUCCAUAAUCUUGCACUUAAUCAAAAUAAUAAGUCAGAGUUAACUCAUCAUUUCUUUUAGACUGAAAGCAUGGUUAGGUUACAUCUCCCACGGGGUAACAUUUUGCCUGCAAUCAAUUCAUAGUGGUUGUGAACAGGUGUUAUUAACAAGCUGACUGAAGACCAUUCCUGUCAGUUCUUGACUCAGUUACUCCAAGAUGUUAUAAAUAACCUGCACUGCUUAUCACUCGGGUAAUAAAUAAAUACAUUUUAAGAUGUACAAUUUGUUUUAAAAUACAUUGCUCAUGAUGUAAGAAGGAUCUCAAAUAAAGCCAUUUUAAAACA